UGAAGUCUUAGCUGUCACAUUUCUGAUUGAAUGAUUUUUGAUAUAAAAUAGCUUCGUUUUUUUCCAUAAAAAUAAUAAAAUGGCUAAGAAAACUUAUGAUCUGUUAUUUAAACUGCUCCUUAUUGGUGAUUCUGGUGUUGGCAAAACUUGUAUACUGUUUAGAUUUUCAGAUAACCACUUCACAACGACAUUUAUUUCCACUAUUGGUAUAGAUUUCAAAAUCAAAACAGUAGAACUUCGUGGUAAAAAAAUCAAACUCCAAAUUUGGGACACAGCAGGACAGGAAAGAUUCCACACUAUCACGACUUCCUACUACCGUGGGGCGAUGGGGAUAAUGUUGGUGUACGAUAUAACAAAUGAAAAAACAUUUGAUGACAUUGUCAAGUGGUUACGAAAUAUAGAUGAGCACGCAAAUGAGGAUGUGGAAAAAAUGAUACUUGGUAACAAGUGUGACAUGGAAGAGAAGCGAGUUGUCAGCAAAGAACGAGGAGAAGCAAUAGCGCACGAGCACGGGAUCCGCUUCAUGGAGACGUCGGCGAAGUCCAACAUCAACAUCGACCGCGCCUUCUCCGAGCUGGCGGAGGCCAUCCUGGACAAGUCGGCGGGGCGCGAGGCGGACGCGGACCACGCGCGCAUCGCAGUCGAGCGCCGGCCGUCGCGAGCGCCGCCCGCGCGCGUGUGCUGCUCCUAGACGUGCCCGGGAGAUGACACGCCCGAUUUUUAUUUAUUUUAUGUAUAUAACCGUUUCGAAUGUAGAUAAAAUGAUUCGCCUGGCUUUUGUGAUGUAGCCGACGAUCACUGUGCUUCGGAACGCACGCACUCGAUGUUUCGUUUUCGUGUAACCGUCGUUCGUCUAGUCGUCAUGAACUCUUCGCAUUUGGCUCCGUAACUAACGAAGGACAUGUUUGCGUCGAUCGCUUUUCAAAAGUUAGGUUAUCUUCGAAGUCACGAUGUACGCGUCUGGUCUUUAGCUUAUCGCUGUAGUCGGUCUUGUUGUAUUUCAACUUAAUCCUCGCUUCUUUAGUACAUGUUACUUAUUUGUUAUGAUGUCUCUUAUAUAUGUCGGUGAUCGUAACUGUUGUGUAGAGCUUCGCCGUCGGCCGCCAGCUGGCGGUACUGCCAGUAGUCGUGCCGCGACGGCAGCCACCACUCGCUGUAGGUGUAAGUGUAACGCGUGUGCAAUAAACAACGACUGUGUUCAACAUAAAGUAAUCAUCAAUGAAAUAUUUUUAUUAUUCUUCUGUAAUUAAUCACGUGUCUGCUGGAAAUUCAAGAAUAGUAGAUGACUAAUCGUUUACUUAACAACUCCCAUAAUAUAAAGUGGAAGGUUUCAUAUGAAGAUUUAUAUUGAGGAUCGAAGGCUACACGCUUAGUUAGAUCUAAAACCAUAUAAAACGCAGUAUAGCUAUGAACAGCGACAUAUGCUCGGAAGCAAUCGGUUUACUUAAAUUACUUUACUAUACUUCUGCCAAUAUUUAUGGCACCAUCUUUAAUAAUACACUAUAACUUACAUAUAAUCAUAGUUUAAUUUAGUGAUCGCUCUUCCGAUCAUAUUGUUUAUUUUCGUUGUCGAUUUCAUUGUUCGUGUCGACAGUACUUAAACUUGUUUAAAGUGUAUGUAAGUAAACUUCCUAUGUGGAGUCUGGUAAGUUGAAGGCACUUAGCAAAUUAAACUCCGAAAUUAAAGUUUAUUCCGCGAGUGAAGAGGUUUUACUAAAUUAGACUAACGAUACUUAGGUAAUUAUUUAAGUGAACUUAUACUUUAUUAUAAUGUAACGUACAUGAUGAUGGAUGAAAAAAUACUAUUUUAUCGUACGGUGUAUGUGUCUCGUCGUCGGUUUUUACCCGCUUUUAUAAAUAAACAUCGGCAUUGUAUAUUAUGUUCAUAAUAAACAACCUAUGGUA
Molecule: messenger RNA, 1905 nt
Organism: Nymphalis io (European peacock)
Lineage: Eukaryota; Metazoa; Arthropoda; Insecta; Lepidoptera; Nymphalidae
Gene: Rab10
Product: ras-related protein Rab-10
Exons: 4
Coding region: 80-691 (203 amino acids)
Biological process (GO): cellular response to insulin stimulus
Cellular component (GO): insulin-responsive compartment; recycling endosome; Golgi apparatus
Molecular function (GO): GTP binding; GTPase activity
Source: RefSeq, a predicted model, not a curated record